Molecule: messenger RNA, 843 nt
Organism: Clupea harengus (Atlantic herring)
Lineage: Eukaryota; Metazoa; Chordata; Actinopteri; Clupeiformes; Clupeidae
Product: tetraspanin-8-like
Exons: 9
Coding region: 96-815 (239 amino acids)
Biological process (GO): regulation of vascular endothelial growth factor signaling pathway
Cellular component (GO): plasma membrane
Source: RefSeq, a predicted model, not a curated record
GCAGGAGGACCUCAUGAGAGUCACCGUAACACCUUGGAGCAGCAUACCAGUAUAAGACAGAAGCUCUGCCAUAUCCCUUUUUGUCAUCUCUCACAAUGGGCCAUGUCAAUGUGUGUUUGAAAUGGCUGUUUAUUGUCUUUAACACACUUUCUGGGAUAGUAGGUAUUGUGUUUAUGGUUCUCGGUAGGCUUGCAAGCUCCACAGCUACUAUACAGGGUGGGAAGAUGAACGUUGUGUGGCUGGCUUACCUUUUAGGUGGAGCUAUCGCUGUAAUGUCCUUUGUUGGAGUGUUGGGUGCAAUACAGCAGAAGACAUCUGUCCUGAAAGUGUUUUGUGGAUUUGUGUUCAUUGGAAUGCUCAUCUGUGUGAUUUUUGGUGCAUAUGUAGCAAGCCAACGGUCCGCGUCUACAAAAGAAGGACAAGAAUUUCUCAGCACUGCUCAGUUCAAGGAAGAGCUUAAAACACAUCAAGAUAUGUAUAAGUUUGAAUGCUGUGGCACAAAUCACUACACCGACUGGGGGCCCAUUUUGCCAGAUUCCUGCUCUUGUCCACCAAUGUAUCAAGGCACUCCAACAUGCCAAUCAGUUUGGACAUUUGGGACGAGAUAUAUCUACAAAGAGCCAUGUGUUCCUUACCUGUUGCGGAUGUUGAAUACAGUCAUUGAUAUCGUGGUUGGGAUAUUCUUUGGAUUGGCAAUAGUGGCGCUCAUUGGGAUAUUCAUGGCCAUAGUCAUGAUCUUACAGAUCCGGAGCACCAAUGAAGACGUCAGACCUCCUCCGUACCAUGGUGCCAACUUUUCUCAAACUUUUGUCUGACGUUUGGUAGAAAGUUGUUUUUGUCUCC